CAUCCAUCAACUCGUUCUGUCACUGUCCUCGACACACUCAAUCGUGGAUUUUUAAGAGCACCCAAUCUCGCUCCACGGCUGCGGUCUGCAGCGGCCACUCUAUUUCCUCGAAGCGAGGCAACGUUGGUUCAAAUAGAUUCAUCAUCGAGUCCUACAGCUUCAACUCUAUUCACUGCCCGUAACCUCCAAUAAUGGCGAAGAAAGUCAAAUCUCGUACCGUCGCUGUGCGGCUCAUCAGCAUGGCAAUGACCGGCUUCUAUCGAACAAUGAUCCGACCUCGCGCGUCCCGACCUUUGAGCAUGAUGAAAUAUGAUCCAGUGGUAAAACGGCAGGUGUUAUUCUUGGAGCAGAAACGUGGUAAAUAAGACACGUAAGGAUCUAUUCGAAAUCAGGAGAGUUGUCCGUCGACAGGAGCUGUGGCAGCGCACAUGAAGAGCUCCAGGAUCGGGCACCGGACGCUUGAGCUGGCGCUGGCGGUUUGCGGUUGGCUGCUACCGCCCAGCGAGGCCGAAGAUGCUCUCCCGCUUCUAAUGGGUAUCGGCUUUGUUCCGCCACCAGCGAGCAGAAGAGGUUCUCUGGACUGAUGGCAACGCCAUAUACCUAGAGGGACACAGUUUGGAUACAACACGUCGGCAGAACCUGCGGAUCGCACGUAUCGCCGCAUGUGUGCGGUCCUGGACUGCAUACAAAGCAAAUAAGGGACGACCGAUCAUUAUCAAUCAAGACCAAAGGGACCGCAUGAUACGGCGUCGACUCGUGUUGUUCCCAAACAACCUUCACAAAGCCAGGUCCAGCAAGUCUUUUCACCAGUGCUAUAACUAGCCUCGGACCGGGAAGAGAGCAGAGGCAAUAUGCAAUUGUGGCACAGCUUUCUUACGGAAGAUCGGCGGAAAUACCAGCGUUGGACAGCCAGACUGCUUGCGGUCGGUACCCGACACUUUCGGCAGUAUCUUGCUUAUCUUACGAUAAUGACAAUUUUAGACCAUCAAACAUCGCGCUCGAACAGAUUUUCCAGGCGCCUCCAGUCCAAAAAUCACAGACUGUUGUUGCCUUUUCUCAUGUCGACCAGGCUGAAUGUUAUGUUACUUAGCUUUUAAGGGACAGAUUUUGCUGCCUCACACUACUUUUCUUUGACUUAUUAUUUGUUGGCUCACCGAUAUCGUGGCCAGCCACGUCUUCUUAUAAUUCGGAUUGUUUUGUACGACGGUAUAUGCAUUAGCGGAUUCUUAAGCGAGACUGACAACCAAUCCUCGGAUCAGCACGUGGAGAGCAUUUGGAACUUUGGUACUCCUCCAAGAAAGAGUGUGGUACGUGACGUGUAUGAUGCACAAGAUCAGGAGCUGUCUAUACAUAUCGCCGCAGAGCCCAAGAUGGAAAAAUCAUGACAGUUGAAGAGACCACCCUUUCAACACUCUUGGAAUUGAUAGUCGACCAUGGAACACCUGCCUGUCGUGGAGCAUCGUCCCCGAAUCCGAGUCAAAUUCAGACGCCACCACCUUUAUGAAUAUGACCAGAGAGGAUUUUCUCGGCUUCCCAAGCCGCGUCGGGGUCGAUGAGAGGAAGUUGCUCGAUUCAGGCGAUCAUGAUUUGGAUGAAGACAGUUUUGCUGCCUUUUUGCAAGCUUGGCUGUAUUGGGGACUUCUCAGUGAGUUUAUGAUAACACCAGGACAAAUCGAGUUCAAUCAUUUCAUGGAACCUGACGGCACAAUCACCACCAAACAACUACUGUCGUGUUUGUUGGGAUGGAAAAAUAGAUUGAGCUAACGGCGGAGCCUGCAGUCGAGCGGCAUCUACAUCAUAAGAUUGAAUAUUGCAGUGAAUCUCGCUAAGUCGGUUAUGCGAGAGUGCUCACGUUUUUCACCCUUUUCAAGCUGGGCCUAUUCGGACCGUUGGCCAUUGAGGCCCGAAGAAAGUAUUGUAUUAGGGGUGCUGGGCGAGACGUUGCAAUGGACUCUUACCGAAGCUCAAAAGGGCUUAGGAAUGUCGAUACCUGGCUGGCUCAUUGACGAUGAGCGAGGCUGGGCAAUAGCCACACUGGAAUAUGGCGACACAGAUGGUCUCUUUCCCUGUCCUAACGGCUACUUCUUUUCCAAUGGGGUGAUGAAGCAAAGCAUCUGCGGACUAUACUACGCGGCUUCAUUAAAUCGCUUUUACCCCAGCGGAUCAUCGGAAUCUCACCAAGACUGCACUCAUGAAGUAUGUUACGAGAAUACGAUCCACGAGACAACCUACGAGACACGCCAUGUGCUGAUUGCACUGGCUCGUGUGCAUUUCUUGAGCCAGACCAAGAAAGGGUGACGCAGAUCGUCAUGGAAGGCAGAAUUCCUCUACUCAGAUACGUGGAGGAUACACAUGGCACGCCAUCACUAGUCGUCACACCACAGUCCCACGGUAUACCGUUUGUCGUCAUCAGUCAUGUUUGGGUGAGACCUUCCUCCUCUCGACCGGCAGAACCCUGAACAACUCGCGUCUGACAAUCAACCUUUAGGCUGAUGGCCUGGGGAAUCCUCGGGGCAAUGCAAUGGUAGCUUGCCAGAUGAAAAGACUACACGAUCUGGUAGAGAAAUUCUCCAAAUUUCAAAAUCAGACCGUGGGGGUUUGGAUCGACUCGAUUUGCGUUCCUAUUGGAGACCGAGAGGCCCGUCGGAAGGCUAUUAGCAUGAUGUUUCGCAUCUAGACCGAAGCCUACGCGACGAUAGUACUUUCUGCAGACCUAACGGACCACGAGGCUGGCACCACGUCCUAUCUCGAACCUGCAAUGCGAAUUACUACUUCGAGUUGGAAGCGUCGUUUAUGGACUUUUCAAGAAGGAGUGAUGAGUCGAGAUCUCUACUUCUUGUUUGCAGAUGGGCUGAAAAACAUCGAAGAUCUCGAGGUGCUUUAUUCGGCGGCAGCGGCUGAAUCUGUGAUUGCCGCUCCUGCAAGAUCAUUCUACACCAAUCUUCUUCGUCCACGUGGCUUCCGCCGCAGAGCCGACGCAGAGUUUGUGAGCUCGGUGUAUCGAGCGGUUCAAUGGAGGACAACAUCCCGCUUGAGUGAUGAGACUUUGGCUUUGGGCCUCAUUCUCAACGUCAACGACGCGAGGCUUGCAGACUUUCAUGGCGAUGAGAGGAUGGAGUUGCUUUUGCGGAAUCUUCCCGAGAUACCAGCAGGUCUCAUUUUUAUGCCUGGGCAGCGACUGAAAAACAGCCCUUUCCGUUGGGCUCCCCGAACCUGGAUGAUAGGUGACAACCCUCGGUAUCCAGAUCCAUUUGUCAAUCCCAUAUCAACGUACCUACCGACCGGCUACUCAAUGACCCUGGCGCAAAGCGUUCUCACAGAUCGAGGAUUGCUAGUUCGCUAUCCCGGGUACCGACUUCGUGGAGCUCGUAGUAUACGGUUCGAUUUCGACUUUCCUACUGACCUUACUCUUCGGCGAUGGUAUCAAGUCAGACGCCUGUUUCCCGGCAUUGUAACGGACUUGACGUUGGAGAAGAAACAGAGCAUAAAGUUGGGAAUCAUAUGUUGUCGGCCGAAUGCUGGGGUUCUCCCCGAAAUAGCAGUUUUGGUGUUUAUCGAAGGCGAGAGCAAUGGCACCCUGCACAGUCGGUGGCUGGAUCUAGUCCGAAUUAAUCUUCUGGAUCAAGAUGAUGAUAUUUUGCGAGCGCAAAAAAGGUUCAUGGCGGAGAAUGCGCAAUGUGUUCCUGGUGAGACAUUGAGUCCUGAGCAGCUCUGGACGGUUGAUUGAUGCCGCAUAUUGGGAGGUUAUUUCUCUCAUCUAUGCGGACGAGAGAAGACCGACAAGGAGGGAUCGAAAAACGGCACCGACAUUAGCGUGAGAUAUAUGCUACCAUAGACAUCGUGGACAAUAUAGAAACAAAGGCAUCAGGCUGGGUAC
Messenger RNA from Exophiala xenobiotica, 3877 nucleotides. RefSeq lists its product as uncharacterized. Bases 2759 to 3727 code for a protein of 322 amino acids. The record is from RefSeq and is a predicted model, not a curated record. The transcript has 3 exons. Lineage: Eukaryota; Fungi; Ascomycota; Eurotiomycetes; Chaetothyriales; Herpotrichiellaceae.